UGGAUCUUACUACAUGUCAGCAUGUCUGAAAACUUACCUUGAGGAAGAAAAUAUGGAAAUUCACAAACACUAUCAAUUGAUGGGUCCAUGAUUUUGUCUUCUGCUGUUAAAAUAUUCUCUGGAAUUAAUAAUCUAAGGUAGCUGACAGAAUUUAUUCUCAAAGACAAGAAACAUGCACUGUGCUAUCCUAAAGGCAGAACCGGUGGAUGGGGCUCAUUUGCUGCAGAUCCUCUGGCAGGAUGGGACAGAGUCCUUCUACCCGGCGGUGUGGCUGAGAGACAACUGCCAGUGUUCUGACUGCUACCUGGAUUCUGCAAAAGCUCGAAAGCUUCUCCUGGAAGCUCUUGAUGUGAACAUUAGUAUUAAAGAGUUAUUGUUUGACCGAAAAAAGGUUUAUAUCACAUGGCCCAGUGAGCAUUACAGUGAAUUUGAAGCUAAUUGGCUGAAGAAAAGAUGCUUCUCCCAACAGGCCAGAGCAAGAUUCCAGGGAGAAUUGUUUUUGCCAGAAUGUCAGUACUGGGGCUCAGAAUUCCAACUACCCACUCUGAAUUUUGAAGAUGUUUUAAAAGAUGAUGAGCAUGCAUACAAAUGGCUCUCCAGCCUCAAGAAAGUAGGCAUUGUGCGACUCACUGGAGCAGCUGAGAAGCAAGGAGAAGUCACAAAACUUGGGAAAAGGAUUGGUUUCCUGUAUCUCACAUUUUAUGGACACACUUGGCAAGUGCAGGACAAGAUUGAUGCCAACAAUGUGGCUUAUACAACUGGGAAGCUCAGUUUCCACACUGACUACCCAGCCCUCCACCAUCCACCUGGGGUUCAGCUUCUGCACUGCAUAAAGCAAACAGUCACAGGAGGUGACUCAGAGAUCGUAGAUGGGUUUAAUGUGUGCCAGAAGCUCAAGGAGAAGAAUCCUCAGGCAUUCCAGAUUCUGACCUCCACCUUUGUUGACUUCACAGACAUUGGAGUGGAUUACUGUGACUUCUCUGUGCAAUCUAAACACAAAAUUAUAGAGUUGGACGAUAAAGGCCAGGUGAUUCGCAUCAACUUCAACAAUGCAACCAGAGACACGGUGUUUGAUGUUCCUAUUGAAAAAGUUCAGCCUUUUUAUGCUGCUCUGAAAGAGUUUGUUGACCUCAUGAACAGCAAAGAAUACAAAUAUACCUUCAAGAUGAAUCCAGGUGAUGUGAUUACUUUUGACAACUGGCGCUUGCUUCAUGGCAGACGUAGUUACGAGGCAGGAACUGAAAUAUCCCGCCAUCUGGAAGGAGCUUAUGCUGAUUGGGACGUUGUGAUGUCAAGGCUUCGCAUCCUAAGGCAGAAGGUCAAGAAUGGGAACUGAAUCUCAUGUCCUUAAAUUUUAGUAAAGGUCCAAUGACUGUAUUUUGUAAGCUAUAGCCUGGUUAACCACAGAUAGUUAUUAACACCAUUUACAUAUUAACUUCUUUAAAACUGAACAUGCAACUUCUCUCCCACGAGUAUUCCUUCUUAGAAGAGCAUUCAGUGUCAGCUUCUUAAGUGUCAUAGCCGUGCGCCCUCUUGAAAUGAGCUUCUCUUCUGUGGCAUGUAUAUUCUCAUUUCCUUUGCUCUCACAUGUGUGACCAGAAUGACUAUAAAUAGUUUAGUAUCAAAUAAAUCUUGUGUUUCAAAUAAAAGCUCUUUAAGCGUG
Molecule: messenger RNA, 1663 nt
Organism: Nannospalax galili (Upper Galilee mountains blind mole rat)
Lineage: Eukaryota; Metazoa; Chordata; Mammalia; Rodentia; Spalacidae
Gene: Bbox1
Product: gamma-butyrobetaine hydroxylase 1
Exons: 8
Coding region: 173-1336 (387 amino acids)
Biological process (GO): carnitine biosynthetic process
Cellular component (GO): mitochondrion
Molecular function (GO): iron ion binding; gamma-butyrobetaine dioxygenase activity
Source: RefSeq, a predicted model, not a curated record